UUCAUAUAAAUUAGGCAAUUUUGGCAAUUGUCAAUCUUUUAUAGAAGCAAAGACGUUUGAGUGAUGUGUUAUUACGUGGCGUUAAUAAAAUGGAAUACCAUAUUCCUGCUGUCAGCUUUAUGUUUAAUUUCACAGCCUACCUCUUCUUCAGUUUUUCAGGUAAUCCAAGGAAAAUUCAGAGGUUUGAAUACUGCCUUGCACUGAGCCCUCUCGGACCAUGGGUGAGAAUGGCCCGUGCAAAAGCAUCAUGUAUUUUGAUGUUGAGGAGGAUGAGGAUGACUUGGCCCAAGAGGAAAACAUGCUGGGCUUUGAGAAGAAUGGAUUGAUUCCCUCUUCUUCAGGUACAGUGUAUGACAGGACAACUGUCCUGAUAGAACAGGAUCCAGUGAGUUUGGAUGAUGACGAGGACGAUGGUAAUUGUGACAACAUGACGUUUCUUCCUGAGGGUUCAGACGAAGGGCUGCCUUUUAUGGCAGAUCAUGAAGGCAUGUCUCAAGGAUAUGUGCAUCAUACAAUCUCUCCAGAUCAAAUCCAAUUCACUAUAAACCCAGGCUCUACCCCAAUGCCACGAAACAUAGAAGGAGCAACCUUGACUCUUCAUUCAGAAUGUCCGGAGACUAAACAAAGAGAGGUGAAAAGAUUCCAGUGCACAUUUGAAGGCUGCACACGCACCUACAGCACAGCAGGAAACCUUCGCACACAUCAGAAGACCCACCGUGGAGAGUACACAUUUGUCUGCAAUCAGGAAGGCUGUGGCAAGGCUUUCCUUACCUCUUAUAGUUUAAAAAUUCAUGUGCGGGUCCAUACAAAAGAAAAACCUUUUGAAUGUGAUGUGCAAGGAUGUGAAAAGGCAUUCAACACACUUUACAGAUUAAAAGCACAUCAGAGACUUCACACAGGGAAGACAUUUAACUGUGAAUCUGAAGGAUGCAGCAAAUAUUUUACUACGCUAAGUGACCUGAGAAAACAUGUCCGAACACACACAGGAGAAAAGCCAUUCAGGUGUGAUCAUAGUGGUUGUGGAAAAGCGUUUGCUGCUAGUCACCACCUUAAAACCCACGUCCGAACGCAUACAGGAGAAAAACCCUUUUUCUGUCCCAGUGAUGGCUGUGAAAAAACAUUCAGUUCUCAAUACAGCCUUAAGAGUCAUAUGAAGGGUCAUGACAAAGGACAUCUGGAUGGCCCAAGCUUAAGUCAAACUUUGUCUGAGGAUGCAAACCAGUCUCUUUGCUUGAGUGAUUUAAGCUUGCUCUCUACAGAUUCUGAACUAAGAGAGUCCUCUGGAAAUGGCCAAGGCAUGGAUUUGAAUAGUGUUAUGCCAGUUAUGGUUUUUGAAUUAAUGUUCCAGAGUCCAGAAAACAGUGUUAGUCAAGAUGACUCUCCCCAUGCAGAUGGGCUGAUUGAAAAUUUCAAUCUGGAUGUAUCUACUGCAUCAACAUCCAAACAUCUUGUUUCUGACUCUGCUUCAGUUUUACCUUUUCCUGAUCAGUUUCCAUCAUUGCAAAAAGACAUUUCUGAAUCUUCUCAGCAAGUCACACCAUCUACAACAGUUUCUUCAACUACACCUGUUACCAAAUGUUCACAAAAGGCCCUUUUUGAAAGUGGACCCGGUAUGUUGCAGACACCAGAAGUGCCUGUUCCACUGAGUACUCAGCCAUACUCAUCGAGUCAAGAUAUCAAUGUAGAGGGUUCACCAACUCGGCCCACUACGAAGAGUCAUCCUGUGGAAACAGAGGCCAUUGCCUCCACAGCCACUUCCAGUGUAGAAUCACUACCAACCAUGGUGCAGACUGUGCCUUUAGCUGUAAACUCUGUCCUAACUAGUAACCCAACUAUAGCAAUUACACCUGCUCAAAACACCACCAUUCUUCAGCCCAGCAUUGUUAUGGACGACCAGAAUCUUCAGUGGAUUUUAAAUAAAGCCACCAAUGCCCAGAAAAGUUCAGAACAGUCGCAACAAAGUACUAAAGUUGAAAAAGUGUUUUUUACCACAGCAAUACCAGAUGGAGGAAGUUCAGGUAACCAUGUUCAACAGAUUGGUCUUAGUGUCCCUGUCAUCAUCAUUAAGCAAGAGGAAUCUUGUCAGUGCCAAUGUGCAUGUCGGGACUCUGUUAAGGAUAAGUCUUCUAACAAAAAAGACAGUCCUCCUCCAGCUGCUCCGACUCCUCCUCCUCUACCUCCUCAAAGCUCCUCACCACCUUCACAUCCCUCCUCUUCUCCUCCAGAAAAGGACAAAUCACACACAAAAGCAGACUUUUGCAUCCCUGGAACUUCAUUCUACACACCCACUUCUGAUAUUCCUCUGAACUUCAGGGGAACACAGUAGCCAGACUUGGUCACCCAAUCUACAGACAAACAUCUUCUUUAACAUAAAUAAGAUUUUCUCUCCCUUCACAGCCAGGGAUGCCUUCUAAUAUGAGUUCUGUAUGUGUUAUGCUGUUUUUUGCAGAUUGUUUUACCAUGGGCAGUUAUGGUAAUAGUUCUUCUAACUUAGGCACCAAUUAAUGCUUUUGGAAAUGUGUGUGUUUCUCAGAUUGCCUAUUUGCUUAUAAUUUUUGUUGUAUAAAGUUGGGAGUAUGAAGGUGACUCUAUUCCAAGUGUGCAAAGAUAAAGUUAACUGUACUAUCUACCAUAUAGAUUCGCCCAGUAUGUCCAUUUUGUAUUCAUUUUGAAAAUGUUUAUAAUAGAAUGGAAACAUAAGCAUAGAACUGUUGCAGAUGCAGUUCUAGCAAGACACCUUUUAUCUAUACUGUAUAAAAUCAAUUCUAAUAUUUUAAUUCUGACUUGGAUGAACAACAGUGUCUAAAAAAACUGCUGAAUUAGGUUUAAUUUAAUCUUUGCACUCUUGGGGUUGAAUAGUAAAUGCACUUCAGGAUUUUUUGCAUUUUGUUUAUAUAAGAAAUAUAUAUAUAUUUAUUUGGAUUUUGUCAGAGUUUGCUAUAAUAAAAUAGAACUAUUAAAGUUUGUAACAUAUAAAUGUAAUAAUAAAUAAUUAUAUUAAAAAGAACAGAUUUACAGCAAAAUGUGUAGAUGAUAAUUAUCUACAAUAUCAGGAUAUUUAAGAAGAAAACAUUCCCAGAAAAGUAAUUUUGUACCAUUCAUAUUAUUAAUGGAAAUAUUUUAAUGUUUUAUUUCACAAUAUUGACUAUAAUACCAUAAAAUUACACUAAUUGUAGAGCAAGUUUUGCCUUUUUAUAACAUUUUUCAGACCUUUGUAAAACAUUCUGUUCUUAAAUGAAUAUAUUUUAAUUGUUUUGACAUAUGCAGUGCCCUGUUUUAUUCUGAUAUACCAAGUAUUUUUUCAUAAAUUAAAUUAUAGAUUUAUUUGAUUAGGUAACACAAGACCCUAUAUAAAAUUACUUACAGACGUUUGCUCACAAAGAAAAGCAGAAAGCACCUUCUUAAACCUUCCAGUCUUGCAUUACCAAUUCUUUAGCAUUAUGUUUGGUUUGUAUAUCAAACAUUUUAAUUUUAUAUCUUAAUUCAUGGAGAGGAAGAGGAAAAUAAGAUUUAGAUAUGUAAUUAAAGUAAAAAGAAAUUGUUUAAUGUAAAGUGUACAACUUUAUCAAUAAAAUCUAUUGUCAAAAUUAGACAUUAAGAGACUGGGAAACCUAGUAAUCAUACUGUUAAUAAGGGAGUAUCCAAUUUUAGCAUCAAUUUUAUUAAUUUAGUGUGUUUGCAUAGGAUAAUCUAGGAAGUAUAGAACAUGUAAUCCAAGAACACAAAUAUUUUUUUUUUCUUGUCAAGAUGGGCAAUUUGUAUUUCUUACAAUACACACUUUCACAAACAUUAAAGAAGAAAGAAAAUAAGGUACUGUAAAAUUACUUAAGGGUAAUAGCUGGAUUUUUCUAAACAUAAAUAUUUAGCAAAUUCAGACAAGUCUUUAAUGAUGACCAGUGCAAUAUAACCUUAAUGAAGUAAACAUUGAUUAAUAAUUUCUAUAUCUUUAAAGAAUUUAUUUUCACAUCACAGUGAAUUUUUCUUUUUUUUUUAUUUGAAAAGGUAGUUCAAUACAGGGACACCUGUACAUUUUAAGCACUGAAACACCAAACCUUCUUUUUUAUUUUUAAUACUGUUUAAGGUAAACUACAGAUUUCUUAUGUAUGUUCAUCCAGGGCCAUAUCUUGCAUAUUAAUAUUAAAAGCACUUUACUCUGCAAUUUUAAACAACCAGGUCCAUGUGGUGUUCUCUUCGUGAGACUUUCUGCAUACUUGUGUCUUCAUGCAAGUGUGAAGUGUGUGUAUGUGUCUGUGUUUUAAUACAGUUUAGAAUUUUUAAACGAUUUGCAGAGGCCUCUCCCAUAUCCCUGCAUAGCAAUUCAUUGCUAGUUUAUUUUAUUCAGUUUACAGCUUAAGAUUCUGAGAUGAAACAUGUACUGCUAUCUCUGUUUUUUCUUGAGGUACAGAAAUGUUAAAAAAAAAAGACAUUAAAAUGUUUAGUUCUUGCUCAGGACUUGUGCAUUUAGUAUAUCUGAUAACUGUUAAAAUUGAGAAAAGCUACAUUUUUCAAGGUGAUAAAUAGAUUGGGUUUUAUAUUUUAAUGAUCUAUGCAAUCAUUAUAUAAACAGAGAAGGAGAACCUCACAGAUUUUACAUGAUUAUAAAAACAGUAUUUGUAGAGACAGUUGCAUUAUGGUAUUUUUAUCUUGUUCUUCAGUUGCAUUUGUGUGUGUGAGAGAGAGAGUGGGAGUUAGUAUAAAGAAAACCACAUUGAUAAAAUAACUUUGUUCUUUUAAUGUUGUGUAUAAUUUAUUAAUACAGUUUAGUGGUAUAGUCAAUUAUAUUUUCAGCAACACAGGCACAGUCCAUAAUAAAUUUUAGAGGAUAUUUAAAAUGCUCCACUUCGUAGCCUUUAACAUCUACAGAGGAAGAUAUGAGUGGCAUUGUUCAUUUUUCUGUUUAUCUCCCAGCAGUUCUAUAAAACUGUUCUUGAUAGUAUCAAAACGUUGAAUUUACACACUUUUAAGCUUAUCCUUGAAGGGUGUACCAAUGUAAAUGUUUUCCUUAGGACUAAGUGCAAACAAAAAUAAAAAUUUUCUAAGGAUACAGACUUACUACUACAUUUUCUUUAAACCAUCCAUUACAUAUUAAAUUAGGUAGAAAUGAUUUUGCUAGUAGUGUUGUGUGUACAGUUUUUCUUUGUUUCAUUGUCAGGCUAUAAAAUAUGUGCUAGUUAUUACCAUACGAUAAAAAUAAUUUUAUAUUAAACAUUUAUUUUUUUAAUGCUAUUUAUUUUGGAGAUUAGUGUCAUUUUAAAAUGAGAGUCCUUAAACAAAUUGUACUUUUGAAAGUGUCUCAAAAGAUCAUGGAAUACCAUUAAUAUUCAACUUGAAAUCUGCAGUUUUCAUAUCCAGUAAUAUGGAGACUUCUCAUCACUCGUAUGUGUUCUCGCUCCAUAACAAAAUAUAAUAUUCUGAGCCCUAUCCAUCAUUUACAUUAGAGUAAAUUAUGGAGCUGUGUGUAAAUGAGCAGAUCUUUUUUUAUAAUAAAAAAAUACAGUAUAGAAUUAAAUAAUGUUUGUAAAUUAAACAAAAAUUAAAAUCACUUUAUUGAAAUACACAAAUAGUUGUGAUUUAGCCAUAUUUUAACUUGAAAACAUUUUACAUUAGAUCAGAAGUGAAAAUUUACAAGUGAUUUAUACACUAUGUUAAGUAGUUAUUGGCCAUAUUUUGGGAACCCAAACAAACUAACACACCACAAAUUGUAUCGGAAUUGUGUUGUCAGAUAAAGGAUAUGUUGUGCACAAUAUAAUCUUUGUGAUGUUCUUUAUUUUUAUACAGAUCAUACAGUACAUUGAAAAUAUGUUUUUGAUAGAGAGGGUUUAAACUAAGGGAAUUGGAUGAGCAUAAUGGAAAUAGACAAAGUCUGAAAAUACUUAAAAUUCUGUUAUAAGAAUUAUCUUGGAAAGCAUUGGCUAUACAGCUAAGUUUUUUAUUAUUAUUAUUUUGUUCCAUUUUAAAAUAAUGAAAAAUGUAUAUUCUCCUGAGGGGAUACAUUUAUUUUGUUUUUCCUUUUUCAGGAUGUAAGAUGGCAGCAACAUGUUAUUUGGCUGGAUUAUAUACUGUAUUUAUUUGAUAAAUAAGUUGUGUUACUUCCAUACAUUUUAAAGGCACCUUUGUGCUCUGCUGUAAUGUCUGUAUUUUACUUUUAUAUCAUAUAUGUUCAGCAGAAAUGUUGCAUAAAUCAUAGUAAUCUUUACAAAUACUGCUGUUUAAUGUUCAGGGUAUGAUGUUUUCAUUAAAACUGCUUUCUCUUACACACACACACAUGCACACACACCCCAACCCAAUAGUUUUGUAUCAAAUUUUCAAACUUGUUGGAAGAAACCUAUUGCUUUGUCUAUGUUCUGAUGAAAAUGCGAUUUUCUAAGCCAAGCACUGUUCUGUUGUGUAUACUCAGAAUUCAUUAAACAUCUCUUACUUGGGCAUUUGGACAUUGGGAGAGUAAAUAAUAGUAGCUAAAUAAAGCUUCCAAAGGAAGAGAAUGUCUUCAAAUCCCAAAGAGUGGAGGAAUUUAACAUGUAAAGAGUUUGUAUUUUUUAAGAAUGUGAAAAUGCUGUUAAUUGCUUGUUUUGUAUUAACUAAUAUUGUAUUAUGGUUAAAAAUACAUAACUGGGAAAAUAACAUUUUUGGAACUGAAAGCAAUAUACUACUAAUUAAAUCAUAUACUGACUUGUCUAA
Polypterus senegalus (gray bichir) is the source of this 6678-nucleotide messenger RNA. It is a transcript of the gene mtf1, whose product is annotated as metal-regulatory transcription factor 1. The transcript has 11 exons. Gene Ontology annotation, biological process: positive regulation of transcription by RNA polymerase II; central nervous system development. Bases 218 to 2326 code for a protein of 702 amino acids. The record is from RefSeq and is a predicted model, not a curated record. Gene Ontology annotation, molecular function: RNA polymerase II cis-regulatory region sequence-specific DNA binding; DNA-binding transcription activator activity, RNA polymerase II-specific. Gene Ontology annotation, cellular component: nucleus. NCBI's taxonomy places the organism in Eukaryota, Metazoa, Chordata, Cladistia, Polypteriformes, Polypteridae.